AUGUUCUUCCUCUUCCGCUACAUCAUCUACUUCCUCUCCUUCUACACCUUCAUCACCAUGGCCCUGUUUGCCUUAUACGCAUACCUUCCCAAUCCUCCCCCUCUCCUGGGCUUCAUUGCCCGCGUUCUGUCUGCCUAUAUGACUCUCAUCGUCAGCGCGGCAUACGGUACUAUUGCCUCUGCCGUUCUUAAACCUCUGGGAUUGCAUUACAAGUACGCUCAGUGGACCACUGCUCGAUGUUUCAAAUGGCUCGGUGCCCUCACUAUGGGCGUUAAAUUCGACAUUCUAGAAAAUGGCCGACAAAUCCUCGACUCCAAUCGACCUGCCGUCUUCAUCGUCAACCACCAGACCGAACUCGAUGUCCUUCUCCUCGGCUCUAUCUGGCCUCUCCACUGCUCCGUCACCGCUAAGAAAUCCCUCCGCAACAUUCCUUUCCUUGGAUGGUUCAUGACACUUUCCGGCUCUGUCUUCAUCGACCGCGUUGACCGUACUCAGGCCAUGAAGGCCUUCGAAAGUGCCGCUCGAGACAUGCGUGAGAAACAGCAGAGCGUGGUGAUCUUCCCCGAGGGAACAAGAAGUUACUCUGCUGAGCCAAUGCUGUUACCGUUCAAGAAAGGUGCUUUCCAUCUUGCGGUUCAGGCUGGGGUACCAAUCGUCCCCGUGGUCGCUGAGAAUUACAGCCGCGUGUUGAACGUGAAGGCCAAGAGGUUCAAUGCUGGAACAAUCAGAGUCAAAGUUCUCAACCCCAUCCCAACCAAAGACCUUACCGCCGCCGACGUCGAUUCGUUAACACAUGACACUAGGGAAAAGAUGCUCAACACCCUCACACAACUAGGCAAAGACUCCGAGUCUCGAUCAGCGACUUCAAAGAAAGAGUUGUGA
Exophiala aquamarina CBS 119918 is the source of this 882-nucleotide messenger RNA. Its product is annotated as 1-acyl-sn-glycerol-3-phosphate acyltransferase. The record is from RefSeq and is a predicted model, not a curated record. Bases 1 to 882 code for a protein of 293 amino acids. The transcript has 2 exons. Gene Ontology annotation, molecular function: 1-acylglycerol-3-phosphate O-acyltransferase activity. NCBI's taxonomy places the organism in Eukaryota, Fungi, Ascomycota, Eurotiomycetes, Chaetothyriales, Herpotrichiellaceae. Gene Ontology annotation, biological process: phosphatidic acid biosynthetic process. Gene Ontology annotation, cellular component: endoplasmic reticulum; membrane.